CGGAGUUAUGAUAGACGCCUUAUCGGCUUGUCACAUCAACUUCCAGUUUGAAGUAAGUCACUACUUCCUGAUCAAGUCCAUACUCUCUUCAUGUUUGGAGAUGGAUGUCGACAUGGACGUGGAUCAUGAUGUACCAGAUUUUGUACGAGCCUGGCAUCCAUCAGUUCGUCGACCUAUCAUUCCCCUCGAUCCAACGACCUAUCAUGAAGCCAUUGAUCCUCGCGCCAUUUUCGAGCUUCGUGAAACACCCUCCGACGAAUAUGUACCUGUUGUUCCCUAUUCCUGUGUCCAUUGUCGUUCGGUAAAGCAAACUUGUUCGCGUCUCUUGCCCUGCGAUCGGUGCGCCAAGACUGAGCGACCUUGUCAUGCCACUCAACCAGGCUAUCAGAAGCUUCCUGCGCCCAAGGUGACCAAGGGUAGAAAACGUGCACCAACCUCUAUAUCGCCGCCAAUAUCAGCUUCAACAUCCAAGCAACCCAUAAUAACUUCUUCAAAUCCUGGCCUACUCUUGAAAAAACUUCCAAAUGUAAGGGGAAUGGGAACAAGGUCGAUGGUGACCCCCUUCAGAACAUACCACUUAAAGUCAACCCGGAAACUAGGAGCGGUCAAUGCUGCAGUCUCUACAGCGCCAGUUUGGACUUUCAUUAGGCCUCCAAAAACCAAGUGUGCGGUUGACAGCUGCGCAGCUCUCCCCACAAUCGAUACCCUUCCUUCCACACCUUGCACGCCUAGAGUCUGGGCAAAUUCUCGUGCAGAAAUUGCAUCGAUAUUCCCUGAACUUACCAAGUCUAUUACGGGUAUUUUAUGGCGGCAGUUUGAAAUGCCCGCAUUGUUCCUAGAGCAUCCCCACCCCGAGUAUUCCUGGAGAGACAAAAACACUUUGGAAGUUGUUUUGGAAUGGAGUUAUCGAUACGAGCUCGACGUACCUAGGCCCUCCGACAACAGUGAUCUGGCAGCACGGGUUAGCACUCGGCAUAUUUGCGAGGCUUUGCAUCCUGAUCUCAAAUCUAGGUGGAAGAAUGCGAGCCUGUCAAGCAUGUAGUGCCCUCCUUCACCCCCAUCGAAAGCGAUCAUGCCCAAUUCGAUUUCUCAUCGUUCACUGCACCUCUGGCUGCAGGAUCUGAAGUGUUGCAAUCCGAUACCAUAGUCAUGUCACAGUUGCCUAUUUUAGCCCCAGCGCCGGUGUUAGAUCUACAACCGCCAACGGUCUUGUCUCCAUCUCUAGUUGCAGUGCCGGUGCUAGACCCACCACCGCCAACGGUCUUGUCUCCGCCUCUAGUUCCAGUGCCGGUGCUAGAUCCACCACCGCCAAUGGUCUCGUCUCCGUCUCCAGUUCCAGUGCGGGUGCUAGAUC
Molecule: messenger RNA, 1354 nt
Organism: Suillus bovinus
Lineage: Eukaryota; Fungi; Basidiomycota; Agaricomycetes; Boletales; Suillaceae
Exons: 7
Coding region: 8-1042 (344 amino acids)
Biological process (GO): regulation of DNA-templated transcription
Molecular function (GO): DNA-binding transcription factor activity, RNA polymerase II-specific; zinc ion binding
Source: RefSeq, a predicted model, not a curated record